This is a messenger RNA of Strongylus vulgaris, 228 nucleotides long. NCBI's taxonomy places the organism in Eukaryota, Metazoa, Nematoda, Chromadorea, Rhabditida, Strongylidae. The record is from the annotation of a GenBank genome assembly.
UACACAUGGUCGCCAAUUCAACAUUUCAGCAAAGAUUGGGAGUACAAGUAUGUUCCUGAACCCCAAGAUCGGCUUGACUAUGUAUUUCAUUCGGGUCCAAUUAAAACUGAUAAUGUAACGUUGUACUGUGGAACAUAUCCUCUGUUGGAUGUUGGCUUGGAUGGCAAAUAUAAGCACAACGACUAUCCAUCCGAUCAUUAUGCACUUAUUGUUGACUUAAUUAUGUGA